Messenger RNA from Zea mays, 1772 nucleotides. Its product is annotated as beta3-glucuronyltransferase. Gene Ontology annotation, biological process: plant-type secondary cell wall biogenesis; glucuronoxylan biosynthetic process. The transcript is spliced from 3 exons. Gene Ontology annotation, cellular component: Golgi membrane. The record is from RefSeq and is marked provisional. NCBI's taxonomy places the organism in Eukaryota, Viridiplantae, Streptophyta, Magnoliopsida, Poales, Poaceae. The coding region runs from base 269 to 1324 and encodes 351 amino acids. Gene Ontology annotation, molecular function: galactosylgalactosylxylosylprotein 3-beta-glucuronosyltransferase activity; xylosyltransferase activity.
ACCGGCUCCCCUCGCUGGCUCUCCUCCGCAGCUCCGCUCCCCUGCUCGCCACCUCCCGCCCAUUUUAAACCACCACCACUACCAAACUUUGCUUGCCUCCCCAGUCCCCACCACCGCUUGGCUGCCGCUUGCUGCUGCGGUCGUCUAGCUAAGCUAGCUUACAUAGCCAGCUUCGACACGUCGCGACGCAGAUUAAGCGGCACGAGGCCAGCCUCCGGGAGCUGGUGGUGGAGCUAGGCAGGCGGCGUUGUGCUUGCUGGCUUCUGUGAUGGGGUCGUCCACGGAUCACGCCGCCGGUGCCCGUGGCAAGAAGCAGGGGUCGCAGCUGUGGAAGAAGGCGCUGCUGCAUUCCUCCCUCUGCUUCGUGAUGGGCUUCUUCACCGGCUUCGCGCCGUCGUCCGUGUCCGACUGGACGUCCGCGGCGGCGGCGGCGGGGGGCCGGGUGGGCAGCAGCCACGUGGUCCGGGCGCUGCCGGCGGGCGGCGCCGGGGCCGUGAACCGGAGCCUGCUGGCGCACGACGCGGGGGGCGGCGGCCUGCCGCGCGACCCGGCGUCCCCGCGCCCGCUCCUGGUGGUCGUCACGACGACGGAGUCGACGCCCGCGGCGACCGGCGAGCGCGCCGCCGCGCUGACGCGGGCGGCGCACGCGCUGCGUCUGGUGGCGCCGCCGCUGCUGUGGGUGGUGGUGGAGGCCGCCCCGGACGCGCCGGCCACGGCGCGGCUGCUGCGCGCCACGGGGCUCAUGUACCGCCACCUGACCUACAAGGACAACUUCACCUCCGCCGACGCCGCCGCGGGCAGGGAGCGGCACCACCAGCGCAACGUGGCGCUCGGACACAUCGAGCACCACCGCCUCGCCGGCGUCGUCCUCUUCGCGGGCCUCGGCGACGUGUUCGACCUCCGCUUCUUCGACGAGCUCAGGGGAAUCAGCGCGUUCGGCGCGUGGCCGGUGGCGACGAUGCGGCGCGGCGAGAGGAAGGUGGUCGUCCGGGGCCCCGCGUGCAGCUCGGCCGCGGUCACCGGCUGGUUCUCCCAGGACUUGGGCGGCAGCGGCACCGCGGCCGCCUCCGCAUCCACGGCGAGGCCUGGUGAGCUGGACGUCCACGGCUUCGCCUUCAACAGCUCCGUGCUCUGGGACCCCGAGCGCUGGGGCCGCUACCCAACCUCCGAGCCCGACAAGUCCCAGGACUCCAUGAAGUUCGUCCAGCAAGUGGUCCUGGAAGAUUUUAGCAAGGUGAAGGGCAUCCCUUCCGACUGCUCAGAGGUCAUGGUAUGGCACGUCGAUACGGCUGCGCCGUCUUUGCAGAACAAGAAGAGAAGAUAGAGAGCUCAACUCUAGAACAGAACGGGGACGAGCUGGAUGGAGGACGGCUGAGUGUGUUCGUUGUACAUGCAUGUCUACGCCGUCAAGAAUCAAGAUGCUGGUUGCCCCCUGCUCGGUACCUGCAAAGAAGGAAAAUUUUUGAGUUUCUCACCGGAGGAUGGAUCAGCCUCUGAACACCACCCCCCCCCCCCCUUCUCCAUCAUGAUGUACAAUUUUCCACUGUUCUUUUCUUUUUUUUUCUAAAAGAAGUUGUGAUAUAUGUAUAUUUUUUUCUUUUCUAGAGGGUUUAGGUGAAUACAUACAUAAUACCCCCUUGAAGUGCCUCUCAACAAGGAUGUAAUGGAAAGAAAGGCAAGCUAAAGACCAGCUUAACAAUGAUGGUACACAUGAGAAUGUUCUCUUCUGUUCAGAAGUUAUUUCCAAUACAAGAUAUCCAGUUCGUAGCAAA